Messenger RNA from Prunus armeniaca (apricot), 1053 nucleotides. Lineage: Eukaryota; Viridiplantae; Streptophyta; Magnoliopsida; Rosales; Rosaceae. The record is from the annotation of a GenBank genome assembly.
AUGGCUAGAACUAGCUCUGCCUGUCUCAGUGUAGCUUCCUUCCUCUUUUUUUCAAGCUUACUGUGGAAUUUCAAUGCUGCAAGGAACACACUCAAACCAGGUGACACUCUAAAUUCCUCAAGCUCCUUAGUUUCUGCAAUGGGGAAAUUCACCAUGGGGUUCCAUAUUUAUGACCACAAUUUGAACUAUAGCUACCUCGUUGUUAAGUGGGCUUCAAGUCGUAAUUAUGCAUGGAUUGCCAAUAGAAACAAACCCAUUUUGUACCCUUUGGGAAUUCUUACCUUGGACCAAAAUAAUACAUUGAAAAUUACACACAAGGAUGGUGAGCCUGUUGUACUUUACUCUGCUUCAGAAACUAGCAAUGCCAAUAAUAUUGUGGCUACCCUUUUAGAUUCUGGCAAUUUUGUCCUACAAGAAUUGAGCUUUGAUGGAUCACCCAAAAGGGUUUUGUGGCAAAGCUUUGAUUUCCCUGUAGACGUCCUUCUGCCAGGUAUGAAAUUAGGUUUGAACCAUAAAAGUGGUCAUGUUUGGUCACUUUCAUCAUGGUUUACUCCUAACAGUGCAGUGCCAGGGGCUUUCACUCUUGAUUGGGACCCGGAGGCACACGAAUUGAAGAUUAGACGGCGCGGGGUGGUUUAUUGGAGCAGUGGAGCCUUUAGGAAUGGGAGAUUUAAAUUUAUUUUGCCUGAUGAAUCCAAGCUGAGGUAUAAUUUUAGUAUUGUGUCAAAUGAAGAUGAAGAUUACUUCACUUACAGUGCUGUAGAUCAAAGUGGUAUAUCAGAAUGGGUGCUAACCACAAUGGGGAGACUAUAUGACUUUGAUGAGACAAUUGAUAUUGCACAAGCAGAUUAUUGUUAUGGCUCCAACACUGAUGGAGGGUGCCAGAUGUGGGACCGGCCAAUUGAUUGCAGGCAUGCUGGUGAUAGAUUUGAGGAAGAAAAGGGUUACUUCAAUCCAACCGGCUCUGGUCGACAGCAACGAGUGAUACUUCAAAUACAAGCUUCAGCAUCAGUGAUUGUAAGGCUGCUUGCUGGAAAAAUUCACAGGUUAUAG